Cokeromyces recurvatus is the source of this 222-nucleotide messenger RNA. RefSeq lists its product as uncharacterized. The annotation marks the transcript as partial. The record is from RefSeq and is a predicted model, not a curated record. NCBI's taxonomy places the organism in Eukaryota, Fungi, Mucoromycota, Mucoromycetes, Mucorales, Mucoraceae. The transcript has a single exon.
UCGCAGAAUGAUCUUUGCAUAUGGGCAAAGGAUAAGUUCAUUCUAGACCAAGUUCCUGCCCAGUCUUCUAUUAACGGUAUCCUUAAGGGGUAUGAUUCGCUUGAACUUCUUACUACUAAUGAGUUGAAAGCGUUCAACUUACGAAAGGCUCAAUAUCCGGAAUUGGAAAGUAAGCUCGUAACAUUUGUUACUGAUAUGGAGAAGCAAAACUUUGCAAUCAAC